Molecule: messenger RNA, 2412 nt
Organism: Parus major (Great Tit)
Lineage: Eukaryota; Metazoa; Chordata; Aves; Passeriformes; Paridae
Product: RH-like protein
Exons: 10
Coding region: 387-1625 (412 amino acids)
Biological process (GO): ammonium transmembrane transport; ammonium homeostasis
Cellular component (GO): plasma membrane
Molecular function (GO): ammonium channel activity
Source: RefSeq, a predicted model, not a curated record
AUCCAGGGUUUGCUGUGGGAUGUGUCUGCAGGGCUGUGGAAUCCCACUGGGGGUCUCAGCAGGACCCUCCCCACCUUCCUGUGACACAAAUAAUGAUUCUGCUCAGGGAGUGUGUGUUCUCCUUGCCCUUUGGGGAGCUGCCAGGCCCCGGGAGGUGUCCUGGGGGUGCUGGCAGCCUCCUGUGCCUGUGUCCAGGGCUCUCUGUGAGCUGGGCUGAGCUCCUGCCACAGCACAGAUAAGGAGCUGCUCACGCCUCUUUUAUCUCUCUCUGAGUUCUCCCUGCUGGCCCCCCACACCUCCUUUGCCAUUGGUGUGAGGACAGCAGGGCAUUUUUACAGGGAGAAGGAAUAAUUCACGUGUUGGUGCUUCAUGUAGCCGAGCACACCAUGCCUUCCCAUUACCUCAACUUCCGCUGCAGCGUGCCCUGGCUGAUCCUGUCUCUGCAAACUCUCUUCCUCAUCCGCUCUUUCCUUGUCUUCCCAGCUGUUGGUGACAUCUACUCCCCAUCCAAUUUCUACCCAGAAUUUCAAGAUGUCAACCACAUGGUCAUUUUUGGAUUUGGCUUCUUCCUGAUAGUUCUGAGAAGAUAUGGCUUUAGCAGCAUUGGAUUCAACCUCCUGCUGAUUGUUCUUGGUGUCCAGUGCUCUGUGCUGGUAGAUGAUUUAUUAGUUUUCCUUAGCCUACAGCAAAGUGAAGUUGGCAUGAGAAGUCUGGCAAAGGCUGUGGUGAGCAUGACUGCUGUGGCCAUCUCCUCUGGGGCUGUGCUGGGGAAGGCCAGUCCUGUGCAGUUAAUUGUGAUGACCCUGGUGGAAUUAAUCAUUUUCUAUGUGAGCAGAUGCAUCAACAGGACAUUCCUGCAGGUCCCAGAGCACCUCACCCUGAUGCAUGUGCACCUCUUUGGAGCCUACUUUGGUCUGGCAGUCACCUCCCGCUUCCCUGCGCCUGCCCCAGGGCUGGACAAGCACAGGAGCACCCCAAAGUCAGACCUGUUCUCCAUGCUGGGCACUGUGUUUGUCUGGGUGUUCUGGCCAAGCUUCAAUUCUAUCCUGGCUGACUCCAAGAAGCAAGCAGUGCUCAACACUUACUUGGCCCUCGCAGUGAGUGCUGUGGCUGCCUUCAUGUUGUCUGCUCUGACCUCCAAGGAUGGCAAGUUCAGAAUGACUCACAUCCACAGUGCAGUCCUGGCUGGAGGGGUCACCAUCAGUUACACAGCACCCAGAAUCCUGCAGCCUUGGAUUGCCAUGAUUCUGGGGCUGCUUGGCAGUGUCAUCACCAUCCUGGGAUCUCACUGUUUACAGAGGUGCUUUAAUCGUGCUUUGAAGAUUCAGGAUACUUGUGGAGUUCAUUUCACUUUUGGUUUGCCUGCUGUGCUUGGAGCUGUGGCUGCUGUUGUUCUCGUUGUCAUAGAAAAUGGGAUUCAUAAACAAUGGAGUAAUUUACCCAGUCUGGGCUAUUUGAUCUUUGUUGACAUUGGUGCCUUCUGCCAGACCAUCAGCACUGCCUUGAUAUCAGGUUUGAUUACAGGUUUAAUCUUAAAUGUCAAACUCCUCAAAGCUGUGCAUGUCUCAAAGUACUUUGAUGACCAAUUUUACUGGGAGUUUCCCCACUUGUCUGUUGGAUUUUGAGUGGAGGAUCCCAGCUGACUGACAGGACCAAGAUUUUCCUCUUUAUCACCAGAAAAACUCAACAGCUACAGUUCAAAGAGCACUGAAAUACCAAUUCUGAGGCCCACAAAAGCCACUCCAAAUGGACACUCAAAAAUCAAACUGUUCCAGUUAUUCCUGAAAGAUAAAAUGUAAAUUCACAGAUGCCAAACUUCAGAUGCAUUCAGCUUUUCUACUUUGUUGGCCUUACAAAAAAAAUAUUUAAGAUAUGUACAAAAAAAGUUGGCUGCAUUCUUGGCUUAUCAAUCCAAAUGCUUGGAAACACUGAACUGUGUUUAACUCCUGAGUUUAAAAGGCAAAAUAAUGGAUUUCAAAGUGUAAUUUCUCAAGGAGCAUUUCUUCUCCAGCAAAAUACUCAGGGUUUUUAAGCUGAAUUCAUUGUUCUGAAGGCCUUGACAAGCCAGGAUUUGAUGAGUGAGCUGGAGCAGCCCCAGAGCUCUGCAUCCUGCCAGACUGGAACUCCUGGAAAAAUCUGGGAUUACUUGGCUGGGGGCUGGAUGUUGGGAGGUUGUGAUGGCAAAAAGUUCAGCUGUGGAUGGUGCUGCUGAUGUAAAACACAAACAGAGCUCAGGCAGGGGCUGGGAGGGGAGAGCCUGGCCCAGCACCCAAUUUUGGAGGUGCAGAGGAUUUUCUGCCAGUGAACCCUGCUUUUUGAAGUGGAGUGUGAUCCUCAGUGUUUCUUACUCUCAGAAAUAGUUGACACAGAAAAUCUCCCAGCAGUGCUUAUCUAAUAAAGAGUGAAAACGUG